AGAUCCCCAUCUUUAACCAACAACCACCGGUGUGUUCAGCUGUGUCUGCCGCAGGAGGCUCCUCUCAGUCCGGUCAGUGAUGGCUCGCUCAGCCGUGGUUUUAGUCCUGGUGUCGGUCGUGUUGUCCGGGGUGUCUGCCGGCGUGUUUUUCAACCAGAAAGAGCCGUGUUAUGUUCAUAUACCGAGGAAUAACCACUUCGGUCUGAGGACCGCUCCUCGACCUCAUGAGUACCUAAAUGUUUCUGAUCUGCCCAAGUCGUGGGACUGGAGGAACAUCAACGGAACCAACUACGUCAGCACGACACGCAACCAGCACAUUCCCCAGUACUGUGGCUCCUGCUGGGCCCAUGGCAGCACCAGCGCCAUGGCAGAUCGUAUCAACAUUAAGCGUAAUGGGGCGUGGCCUUCAGCCUACCUCUCUGUUCAGCACGUGAUCGACUGCGCUGACGCUGGCACCUGCCACGGUGGGGAUCACAGCGGUGUUUGGGAGUACGCCAACCAGCACGGCAUCCCAGAUGAGACCUGCAACAACUAUCAGGCCAUAGACCAGAAGUGUAAGCCCUUCAAUCAGUGUGGCACCUGCACCACUUUUGGACAGUGCAACAUUGUCACGAACUUCACUCUGUGGAAGGUGGGAGAUUACGGAGCCGUCAGCGGCAGAGAAAAGAUGAUGGCGGAAAUUUACGCCAACGGACCCAUCAGGUUUGUAACAGUUCGUUGUGAUGAAAUGAAUAGUUUGGUUGUAAUCACACAGCAGAUUCUACUUCAUUAUGUUUGCUUUACUUUGUAUUUUACACAUAAAUCAUCACCAAGAACCCAGAUCCGCCCAGCCAACAUGAGCCAGAGUCACAUGAACAGAAACUCAAACUGUGACGUUUCCCCUUAAAUUGAGGUUAAGAAUUGACAAAAAGUUUAGUAUGUGCAAAGACCUCGAUAAAAAGUUGUUUGACCAAUAUUUUUAUUUAGAA
Austrofundulus limnaeus is the source of this 968-nucleotide messenger RNA. RefSeq names its product cathepsin Z. Gene Ontology annotation, biological process: proteolysis. NCBI's taxonomy places the organism in Eukaryota, Metazoa, Chordata, Actinopteri, Cyprinodontiformes, Rivulidae. Gene Ontology annotation, molecular function: cysteine-type peptidase activity. The coding region runs from base 80 to 886 and encodes 268 amino acids. The record is from RefSeq and is a predicted model, not a curated record. The transcript has 4 exons.